UGCGUCUGCACGUUGUUUCCCGCCAUCCGCGCUGCUCACGAGAGACAUCGCCUGACGACAAACCGACCAAGGAUCAUCCACACGUGAGGUCGCUAUCUCAAAACACUCGACACCAUGGCCGACACGGACUCGAAGGCGAAGGCAUGGCCCCUCGCAGACCCUGAGCUCAACAACGAAAUCCUCGACCUUGUAGAGCGCGCCUCGCAGUUCAAGCAGCUGAAGAAGGGAGCGAACGAAGCCACCAAGACUCUCAAUCGUGGUAUCGCUGAGCUCAUCAUUCUUACCGCGGACACCGAGCCAUUGGAGAUUCUUCUCCACCUCCCUCUGCUCUGUGAGGAGAAGAACGUGCCGUACAUCUUCGUCGAGUCCAAGGCUGCACUUGGCCGUGCCUGUGGUGUAACCCGGCCCGUCAUUGCUGCCAGCGUCACCACGAACGAGAACAAGGAACUUUCUAGCCAGAUCAACACCAUCAAGCUCAAGGUCGAGAGGCUCAUGGUCUGACAGGUCUGCCCUUUCCCCGCCUUCCGGUUUAUCGUUCUUCCGAGUCCUUUGCUGUCAGCAUCACGAACGCUCAUGUAAUGUACCACAUGGUUUCGUGCAGAAAGGAAACGUACGUCCCAGGGACACUUCGCGUGCAAAGCAUGAUAUCAUAUAGUGUAAGAAUAACACGAAAACAAUAAUACAACGCGAGAUGAC
Dichomitus squalens LYAD-421 SS1 is the source of this 696-nucleotide messenger RNA. RefSeq names its product NHP2/L7aE family protein. The transcript is spliced from 4 exons. NCBI's taxonomy places the organism in Eukaryota, Fungi, Basidiomycota, Agaricomycetes, Polyporales, Polyporaceae. The coding region runs from base 115 to 501 and encodes 128 amino acids. Gene Ontology annotation, molecular function: RNA binding. The record is from RefSeq and is a predicted model, not a curated record. Gene Ontology annotation, biological process: maturation of SSU-rRNA; mRNA splicing, via spliceosome; ribosome biogenesis. Gene Ontology annotation, cellular component: box C/D methylation guide snoRNP complex; U4/U6 x U5 tri-snRNP complex; nucleolus.